AUGGAGCGCAACGGUGAGUGGCAAGCUCGAGGUGGCCGUGGCAAUCGUGGACGCGGUGGUCGCCGAGGCCGGGGGCGGGGUCGCGGGCGUGGGGGACAAAGUGGUCGGUCGCCGCCUUCCAAUGGAUUUACGUCCUCCAACGGUCGAAACGCUUCGAACAGCUCGUCCGAGCCGGCCAUCAGUCUGGAUGAGAGCUUCACCAUGGAGAUCCACGCAGCUCUCCAAGCUCUAGUAGAAGACGGCGAGCGCACUGAGAUGAGUUUUUCUCCCAGCUACGAUAACACGCAGCGGCGCUAUAUCCAUUCGAUGGCGCAGAAGUACGGAUUGUUCUCCAAGAGCUCGGGCAAGAAGGGCGCAGGUCGCUUCAUCCACGUGGCCAAAGUCAAGAAGAACGCGGCCAUGCAAGAAGUUUCACUGCGACUACCAGCUGCACCACUCAAUGCAGCGACGGUCGAGUGGUUCCCGCCUGUAAUUAAGACUUACAUGGAGAGAUAUCCCGCUCCAACGGAGGAGGUGACUGUGGACCCUUGGAGCGCCAAGGAUCUGAGUCCGUUGGCCUCUGUGCCAAAGAGACAUCCUGGACGAGGCGGUGGAUCACCGUUUAAGCCACUGCCGAGCCCUCCCAAGGAUGUAGGAACCAAGGUUGUGAGAACUCCACUUGUGGAAGCAACCAAGCUGCCUGUAUACGGAUAUCGAGAGCAGAUUCUGGAGCUCGUGGAGAGUAAUCAACUCGUGGUCUUGUCGGGGGAUACUGGAUGUGGUAAAUCCACGCAGAUCCCGCAGUUUCUUCUGGAUGAUGCACUAGCACGAGGACGUGGAGAGGAGACGAGGAUCAUCUGUACUCAGCCUCGUCGAAUUAGCGCCAUUUCGCUUGCGGAACGCGUUGCGCGUGAACGCACUGGCCAGGACCCGAAGGAAGUGGGUCAUGCCAUCCGAUUCGACUCUUCUUUCGAUGCAAAGCGAUCCAAGUUGAUCUUCUGUACGACGGGCACUUUACUCAAGUGGCUUAACAACGACCCACUCGCCAGAGGAUUCUCCCACAUCAUCCUGGAUGAAGUACACGAGCGUGACCAGUUUACAGACUUCUUACUCAUCCUGAUCAAGACUUCAAUCCUCAAGCAGAGACCAGAUCUUAAGGUGAUUCUCAUGAGUGCUACUAUUCAGGUGGAGAAGUUCUCGCAGUACUUCCAGCCAGAGUUCCCGGCGCCAGUGUUGCAGAUGGUGGGCGGUACUAACUUCCCUGUCACGACGCUUUAUCUCGAAGAUAUUCUAGCGUUACUGGAGAGGGACCGAAGCUCCCCGUUGCCCAUAAUGGAUGAUUCACGCGUCGGACGAAUCGGAGGCGGAUCUUUCGGUCACGUAGCCACAGCACCUGCAAGUAACGGGCUUGAAUGUCCCUUGUGUGGCGAAACGAGAAUUGCUGACGAAGAAGCAUUUGGAAUGCACGUGGCCACCUGCUUCGGGGAACCUAGCGCGGAUUUCGAAGCAGUAGCGGUGCCUGAACCCGAAUUAGCUACUGUAGCAGUACCUGUUGCCGCCAUGGGAGAUGUUCUGCAAGCUGCACUGAGUGAGAUUAAUGACGACGCGAAAGAGGCACUGUUGUCAUCCUACGUAAAGCAGCAAGACGCUCUGCGACAGGAUCAAGCCGUGGAUUAUGAUGUGCUGCUACAACUUCUCUUCCUUGUGAACCGUACAUUUCCUCUAGAUGAGGACGGGAAGGGAGCCAUUCUCGUCUUUUUGCCUGGGUGGGAAGAGAUCUCCUUCAUGGAACGAGCUCUGCUCAAUUCUCCAGCAACCUCCUCAACGUACGAGAUUGCUCUUCUCCACUCUCGCCUCUCGGCUCAAGAGCAACGUCGCGCGUUCAUGACUCCGCCACAUGGAAAGAGGAAGCUGGUUCUGGCUACGAACAUCGCAGAAACCAGUCUUACAAUUGAAGAUGUGGUGUUUGUUGUGGACUGCGGCAAGUCCAAACAGGCCCACGCGCUCGCUGCGACGUCGAGUUCGUCUUUUGUUAUGGGACUGCAAACGACAUGGGUGGCUCGUGCAAAUUGUGUGCAGCGUACAGGACGCGCUGGUCGCGUGCGUGCUGGUAUCUGCUUCCGUCUCUUCUCGAAGGCUCGAUACGAAACAGCUAUGAAGGAGUUCAUGCAGCCCGAGUUACUGACGACACCGUUGGAAGAGUUGCUACUGCAGAUCAAGCUUCUCCAGCUCGAGAAGAAGCUCCAUAUUCGAGACGCUAAGGAGUUUCUACUGGAGGCGAUGGAUGCACCCAGCGAAACCUCGAUCGACGCGUCCCUGCAGCGCUUAGAAGACAUGCGCGCUCUUGUAGGUAUAAGUAAAGGCAAGCAGGCCUUGACGCUGCUGGGUUGGCAUUUGGGCCACAUUUGCUCGGGAGGUGUCUCUGUGCAGAUGGCGAAGCUGCUGCUGUGGGGCCACACCUUUGGCUGUUUCGAUGCGAUCCUGCAGACCACGUGCACUCUGAGUGGCUAUCGGGAUCCUUUCAUCAGUUUUCUCGGAAUGUCACCAGAAGAACAGCGCCAGGUGGAUGCUUCUAAGAAGGCAUUUGCGCGAAAUGGGUCGCCACCAGGUCUUACAUUGCAGAGCGACCACUUUGUGCUUUGGAAAGCGUUUGAGGCGUACCUUGAUGCUCGAGCACGCUCCUCUUUUAAAGCCAAGGAUGCGUUCUGCGCUAGGAACAAGCUGCACCGACAGACACUUGAACAACUUUAUUCAAUUUACCGUCAGCUACAACAAGAUUUGGACCAACUGGGGCUGUCGACUGCAACCCAGCUAGUGCCUACUCCUGUGUCGAGGAUGCCUGCGACCGUGGAAAGUGUAACUCCGUACUUGAUGGCUCUCAGUAUCGGUAUGUACCCCAACGCGCUAUUUACUCGCUCCGGUGGGGUAAGUCGCAACUGGACGUCGAAAGAGAAGGUGAAGGUGAAGAUGGACGGGACGUCUAUGGUGGCAUGGACCGCCUCGAAUACCCAGAAGCAUAAGCGGAAGAUUGGCUCUGAGCAAGACGAGUUCGGUCCGCCGGAUGAAUGGCUCGUGUACCAUGAAAUGAUGCAGUCCGAGCGUACCCGUCUUGCGAAAUAUGGUACCAAACUGCCAUCGCAGUUGUUGCAGGCGCUUCUUGUGGGCUCAGUGGAGACGCAGACGGUAGAGCAACAAGAUGUAGACAUGGAUGACACCGAUGACGCUGUGGCAGCCAAGUGGCUGCUUGUGCUUGACGACUGGAUCGUGUACGAGUUAUGUGGACACGACGAAGCGCGUUGGCUUGCGCUGCUACGUGAGCGCUUACACGCUUCAUUCAUUCGACAUUUGGAGCGUCUGCAUGACAACGCUCAACACGGUUGUGCUAGACCAUUAUCAGGAACAGACCAGCAACUUCAGCAGCACGACGCAGAGCUCCUACAAGCUUUAUCGGCCUGGAUCUCUUCUGAUCUUCACCGUGGAGCUAGACGUUAA
Molecule: messenger RNA, 3471 nt
Organism: Phytophthora infestans T30-4
Lineage: Eukaryota; Oomycota; Peronosporomycetes; Peronosporales; Peronosporaceae
Product: DEAD/DEAH box RNA helicase, putative
Exons: 1
Coding region: 1-3471 (1156 amino acids)
Cellular component (GO): intracellular anatomical structure
Molecular function (GO): RNA binding; ATP binding
Source: RefSeq, a predicted model, not a curated record